Messenger RNA from Danio aesculapii, 1100 nucleotides. Its product is annotated as gastrula zinc finger protein XlCGF49.1. Gene Ontology annotation, molecular function: DNA-binding transcription factor activity; RNA polymerase II cis-regulatory region sequence-specific DNA binding. The record is from RefSeq and is a predicted model, not a curated record. The coding region runs from base 275 to 946 and encodes 223 amino acids. The transcript has 3 exons. Lineage: Eukaryota; Metazoa; Chordata; Actinopteri; Cypriniformes; Danionidae. Gene Ontology annotation, biological process: regulation of transcription by RNA polymerase II.
CGCUACAUGCGCGGACGAGGAGGAGUUUAGUCCAAAACAACGAUAAUUUAACGCAAAAGAAAGAGCUCCAGGGUUAUUAAACGACAUUGAAGCAAUUAGCAUUAUUCGUUUGAACUGCUCUGGAACAAUUAGUCAGGAAAACUGCAGCUAUUUACUCGUUUGCUUCUUAAAAUGUGCAGAAGUAAAUCCUGUCCAUCAGGAAAACUAUGUGAAGCUGCCGAUAACUUCAUGAUGAAACAUUAAUGCGGACUUCAUUACAGAGGAGACUGAAGAUAUGAGAGAUUCAGAGUCAUCACAAAGAGACUCUGAGGAUGCAACAGAGGACAACCAAGAACCAGAUGAAGACUACCAAGACUAUCAGAAGACCCAAAACAUUGCAGAUGGCGAACAAUCAGAAAACACAAGUCAAGAAAAACCGACGAGAUCUGAAGCGCGACCUUUUAGAUGCCUGCAGUGUGGAAAGACCUUCAAAAGAGCUACGGAUGUGAAAAGUCACCUGCGCUAUCAUUCCGGCGAGAGACCGUACACCUGCGAUCAAUGCGGGAAGAAGUUCAUCCUAGCGUCGCAUCUAAAGACUCACCUGUCCGUGCACACCAACGAGAAGCCCUUCCUGUGCUCGGUUUGCGGCAAGAGUUUUACGCGGCUCUUCACGUUUAAAGAUCACGAGAACAUCCACAGCGGCGUCCGGGCGUUCACCUGCCCCGACUGCGGGAACACCUUCAUCACCGCAAACGCACUGAAGAUGCACCAGCGGGUUCACACCGGCGAAAAACCCUACAAGUGUUCACACUGCGGCCGCAGAUUCAGCCAUUCAGGAGGAUUGCGGCGACACGAGCGCAUUCACACCGGAGAACGGCCGUAUCACUGUCCUCUCUGCGGACGGAGAUUCACUCAAUCCAGCAACCUACUAACACACGCCAAACGCCACUGUCCGAAGUCCCGCUAGCAGAACGAUAAUCACUGAUGUUAACACUUAUAUAAGAGUUGUUGUCUUGUUUUUUGACCACAUAUCUUAAAAUUUCUAUGAACCGGAAGCUGCAAAUGUUUUUUUUGUUCUUAUUGUGAUGCAGAGAAACAGAAUAUUAAAUGAGAAAACAGUG